Fusarium odoratissimum NRRL 54006 is the source of this 2368-nucleotide messenger RNA. RefSeq lists its product as uncharacterized. Gene Ontology annotation, biological process: sphingolipid biosynthetic process. The transcript has 3 exons. The record is from RefSeq and is a predicted model, not a curated record. Gene Ontology annotation, molecular function: 3-dehydrosphinganine reductase activity. Lineage: Eukaryota; Fungi; Ascomycota; Sordariomycetes; Hypocreales; Nectriaceae. Gene Ontology annotation, cellular component: endoplasmic reticulum membrane. Bases 526 to 1569 code for a protein of 347 amino acids.
CAGAAUUGCUACUACAUUUCAUUCCAUGAAAAAUAGUUCUUGUCUCGUUCUCGUCGGGUACCUGAAAGAAUCAUCACAGAGGGCACGAUCUUAAACUGAGCGUCAGCAACCCCUGAAUUAAUCCCAUCCAUGUCCGUCUUACAGUCCAAGCAAUCCAAUCGCACGAAAGCGAAAAGCAAAGCUAAUGAUUGAUCUGAUUGCAAUCAUCCAAUGUGUCAGCCCUAGGGACAGGUUGUCCAUCCUAUAAGCCAGGGGCUGCAUCAUAUCAAACUGCCAUUAGAAGCAUCCAUUCAGUUGAACUCCACUGGAGUGAGGGUGGGAGCUGUGUAGGUCGUCAAAACCUUCUAGGAAAAUGGAGGAUCGAAAGCUGAACGGCCUGUGGCGUCCACGUUCGGGGACCUAAAUAAGCGGAGAUGACACUGUAUCUUAGCGGACUUAGCAGGGGCUGCAUUACAGCUUAAAAACUCCCUGCUUUCUGCCCCUCGCUAGCUACAAGCUUAUCUACACUCCCGUCCCUCUCUCGCCAUGGAUCUCUCCCCAACGACACUCGUCACUUACAUUGCUAUCUCUGCCGUGACUCUUCUUGUCGGCUGGUUCAUCAUGGGCUUCUUUGGCGGUAACAAAUUCCCCGUCGAGGGCAAAACAGUCCUCAUCACCGGUGCAUCCGAAGGCAUGGGCCUCAGCGCAGCCACUCAAUUGUCUGCGAAGGGCGCAAAUAUUGUUCUCGUCUCUCGAAGCGCCAGUAAACUCGAAGCUGCUCUUUUCACCGUCAAGGCCGCAGCCAAGAACCCCCAAACCCAACGCUUCCACUACAUCGCCGCCGACGUCUCUGCCGAAUCAUACGCCAAACCUCUCCUCGAGGAAGUCAUCAGCUGGAACAAUGGCCAAGCCCCCGAUAUCGUCUGGACCAUCGCUGGAUUCUCCUUCCCCGAAUUGUUCGUCGAUAUGGAAAUGAAGUCAAUGCGACAGCACAUGGACGUCAAUUUCUGGGGCACAGCUGAGAUGGCACAUGCCGUUAUGCGCGAGUGGCUCACUGUAGACAAGCCUGUCGAAAAGGAGCCCAAGCACCUCAUCAUGACUGGAAGUGUCUGUGCCUGCUACUCUCCUCCAGGAUACACUCCCUACACUCCCUCUAAGUAUGCCAUGCGAGGUCUGGCCGAAUGUAUCCAGCAAGAAGUUAUGCUGUAUCCUCAGAAUGUUCAAGUCCACCUAGUUUUGCCUAGCACCAUUCUCUCUCCUGGUAAUGUCCGCGAGAACGAGCAUAAACCCGAGAUCACCAAGACCAUUGAGAAGGACGAUCCCAAGCAAACCCCAGAUGAAGUUGCUGCGGCAGCUAUCAAGGGUCUGGAAGCUGGACAGCACCAUAUUACUGUAAACUUCCUUGGUUCACUCAUCAAGUGGGCAUCUUUUGGUGGCACUCCCAAGAACAGCUUCGUUGAUGUUCUUGGAGCUCUGCUUGCUACAAUUGUGUGGAUCUUUGUUCGCCCUAUUCUUGACCACCAGAUCAAGAGUCACGCAAAGAAGUACGGCCACCCAAGCUUGUACAACAAGAAAUCCUCAAGCGCUUAAUAAUGCAUUAUCGGGUUCCAAAAAAUCCAAGUAAUGAUUAGAGAUACCCAUUUAAUAAUAAUAACCAAACCUGCUAUGCUUUUCUGAUAUCUAUGUAUGUGGUGGUAUCCAUCAAUAUCUAUAGUCCCCGUUUAUACGCCGCUCCAUUUACCAAACUUGGUAUAUGACUUGAACAUUUCCUUUACAAUAGCACGUCCGCUUCCGUCCAUGGCGUCGUUCAGAAUCUUCCUCACCUCAGGGGGUGUAAUAUCAAAGAUGGAGUUCAUGGCCGGCUCAAGAGCAUCUCUCACUCGGCGGGGCACAUCAGCUUCAAGUUGUAACUUGACGUACUGCAUCAUGACAAGGUACAUAUGUCGUCCAGCUGAACGCUUCGCCGCAUCUGUAGCUGAGUCAAGAGAACUCUGGUGCUGAGAUCGAGAUACAGCACCGGCUGUUGGCUCGCAGAUAAGAGUAACAAGACGGGCAUAGCGAUGAGCCUUUGUCUCGUGUGAGCUUUGGCUUAAGGUAUCAGUAGUACUGUGGUUGACAAUGAGGUUACGGAGAAGAGCCUGCAUUGCUGACAAGAGAAGGUGGUGGUGACCUUCAAGCCGGAGACGGUGUUUCUUGAUGAUAACUUCCAUCAAAUUGCACAACAGUGCAAAGGGUACUCUUUCAUUGGACACUUGUUCGUCAAGCGGCUUCGUUGAUAGGCUCAAGUCAGAGAUGGUGUUGAGCACCAACUCGAUGUUCCAUUGGGUCAUUGACUGGGGCUUUCUCUCCAGGAGUGUGCAGAGAAUACGACACACUCGGACACAAACGG